Messenger RNA from Acanthosepion pharaonis, 1146 nucleotides. NCBI's taxonomy places the organism in Eukaryota, Metazoa, Mollusca, Cephalopoda, Sepiida, Sepiidae. The record is from the annotation of a GenBank genome assembly.
AUGAUCCUCCUUUUCUUUCAAUUAUUUCUCUCUCUCUCUCUUUCAAUUCUCUCCCUCCCACUUUUUCUUUCAAUUCUCUCCCUCUCGCUCUCUUUCAUUCACUCCUCUCUCUCUCUCUCUCUCUCUCAGUUCACUCCACUCUCUCUCUUUCAGUUCACUCCUCUCUCUCUCUCUUUCAGUUCACUCCUCUCUCUCUCUCUUUCAGUUCACUCCUCUCUCUCUUUCAGUUUCCUCUCUCUCUCUUUCAGUUCACUCUCUCUCUCUCUUUCAGUUCACUCCUCUCUCUCUCUUUCAGUUCACUCCUCUCUCUCUCUCUCUUUCAGUUCUCUCUCUCUUUAUUUCAGUUCUCUCUCUCUCUUCAUUUCAGUUCCUCUCUCUCUCUUUAUUUCAGUUCCUCCUCUCUCUCUCUUUAUUUCAUUCACUCCUCUCUCUCUUUUAUUUCAAUUCCUCCUCUCUCUCUUUAUUUCAGUUCCUCCCUCUCUCUUUAUUUCAGUUCCUCCUCUCUCUCUUUAUUUCAGUUCCUCCCUCUCUCUCUUUAUUUCAAUUCCUCCCUCUCUCUCUUUAUUUCAGUUCACUCCUCUCUCUCUUUAUUUCAGUUCACUCCUCUCUCUCUUUAUUUCAGUUCACUCCUCUCUCUCUUUAUUUCAGUUCACUCCUCUCUCUCUUUAUUUCAGUUCACUCCUCUCUCUCUAUUUCAGUUCACUCCUCUCUCUCUUUAUUUCAGUUUCCUCUCUCUCUCUCUUUAUUUCAGUUCACUCUCUCUCAGUUCCUCCUCUCUCUCUAUUUCUCUCUCUCUCUCUAUUUCAGUUUUCUCUCUCUCUGUUUCAGUUUUUCUCCUCUCUGUCUCAGUUUUUUCUCCCUCUCUCUCUCUGUUUUUUCUCCUCUUUCAAUUCUCUCUCUCUCUCUCUCUCAUCAAGUCAGGCCUUAAAAUUCUUUUUUCUGGGCUUAUUUUUUAUGUUUUCCUUUCUUCUGAAUCUUUACAUUUUUUUUGCUUCUUGCCUUUUUGCUUUCUUUAUUAAUCUCUCUUUUUUUCCUCACCCCCCCUCUCUCUGUCAAUCUUUCUUCUUUUCUCCUUCCUUGUAUUUUCUUCCUUCAUAUCUAUUUUUGCAAUUUAUAAAAACCGUCCUUUUCAACUCUUUCAGUUGA